Nipponia nippon (crested ibis) is the source of this 1725-nucleotide messenger RNA. Lineage: Eukaryota; Metazoa; Chordata; Aves; Pelecaniformes; Threskiornithidae. The record is from RefSeq and is a predicted model, not a curated record.
UGGGACACCUGCCUCUUCUGUUUUAAUGGCGCACAUCACCAUAAAUCAGUAUUUGCAGCAAGUACAAGAAGCCAUUGAUAGCAGAGAUGGACAAUUUUGUGCAGAAUUGGUAUCAUUUAAACAUCCACAUGUUGCAAAUCCAAGGCUACAGCUUCCAUCUCCAGAGGAGAAGUGUCAGCAAGUUUUGGAACCCCCAUAUGACGAAAUGUUUGCAGCCCACUUAAGGUGUACUUACGCUGUGGGAAACCAUGACUUCAUAGAAGCAUACAAAUGCCAAACAGUUAUCGUCCAAUCUUUCCUGCGAGCGUUUCAGGCACAUAAAGAGGAAAACUGGGCUUUACCUAUUAUGUAUGCUGUAGCCCUCGAUCUUCGAAUUUUUGCUAAUAAUGCAGAUCAACAACUAGUGAAGAAGGGAAAAAGCAAAGUUGGUGACAUGUUGGAAAAAGCAGCAGAACUGCUGAUGAGCUGUUUUCGAGUCUGUGCCAGUGACACUCGAGCAGGCAUUGAAGAUUCCAAAAAGUGGGGCAUGUUGUUUCUCGUGAAUCAACUGUUUAAAAUUUAUUUUAAGAUCAACAAGCUCCAUCUAUGUAAGCCCUUAAUUAGAGCAAUUGACAGCUCAAAUCUGAAGGAUGAAUAUAGUAUGGCACAGCGAGUUACAUACAGAUAUUAUGUUGGACGCAAAGCCAUGUUUGACAGUGACUUCAAGCAAGCUGAAGAGUAUCUGUCAUUUGCCUUUGAACACUGUCACCGCUCAAGCCAGAAGAACAAAAGAAUGAUUUUGAUCUACCUGCUGCCAGUAAAAAUGUUGUUGGGCCAUAUGCCAACAGUUCAGCUCUUAAAAAAGUAUGACCUUAUGCAGUUUGCUGAAGUAACAAAGGCUGUGAGUGAAGGCAAUCUUCUCCUACUGAACGAUGCUCUGACAAAGCAUGAGACCUUCUUUAUUCGAUGUGGAAUCUUUCUUAUCCUUGAGAAGCUGAAAAUCAUCACGUACAGAAAUCUUUUUAAGAAAGUAUAUUUACUACUCAAAACCCAUCAGCUGUCUCUAGAUGCCUUUCUGUUUGCCCUGAAAUUCAUGCAAGUAGAUGAUGUUGAUAUUGAUGAAGUCCAGUGCAUUUUAGCUAACCUUAUAUAUAUGGGUCACAUUAAAGGCUAUAUAUCUCAUCAGCAUCAAAAGCUUGUGGUCAGUAAGCAGAACCCGUUUCCUCCGCUGUCAACAGUGUGUUGAGUAUUGCAUCUUAUCCAUGCAAGUACUUUUCAGAUACUCAGCUUGCCCAGUGGAGCUGCUCCUAGUUGCCCCGGGAACAUUGUAAAUGACCUGGUUCGUGUCCAGGACUGGAAUACCAGGAACUGUUUGUGGCUCCUUUCCCAGAAUGACCAAGGCUGCCAGUGUUACAAAGUGUGUUGGAAUGAAAUACUAACUUUUCAAUUAUAGUUUCCGCAGGCUUUCUAGAUCAUUCAAAGUAUUUCAUGAGGAGAUAAAGCAAAGCAUUCCAAAUUCCUUUCAAACCACUUAAAGCUUUUAUAAAGUACUUUGUGUUACUAUUUCUGCAUUUCUCUUUCAGAGAGGAGAAGUAUCAUCCUUUGUUACUUGUGUUAAUCCAUUCUUCAGAGUGGAUAUGAUGUUUUCUUUCACGGUUUCCACUUCUUUAAAGUCUCUUCAAUAAUCUUGCUGGUAUUAAAUACUCUCUUCAAGCAUUCCCUUAAAAACUAGGGAAGUGCUUGACA